Molecule: messenger RNA, 4140 nt
Organism: Acanthoscelides obtectus
Lineage: Eukaryota; Metazoa; Arthropoda; Insecta; Coleoptera; Chrysomelidae
Source: the annotation of a GenBank genome assembly
GGGAAUUCUAAAAUAAUUUUUAUUUGCCAAAAAACCAUUGGCGUACCAUUUUUUCUUAAAAAAUAUCGAAGUCAAUACCCGUAUGCAUGCCACUGUUAAAGCUAAAAAUUAUUUUUGCAUUUAAAAAUCUGCAACUUUAUUAACUUUCACUACGUACUGAAUAUCAGUGAAAUAUCCGAAGCGGUUCUGAAAAUAUUAAUUUCCAUUUUUUUCCUAAAACUUCAACACCCCGAGUUUUUCUAAGGAAACAUUUUUGGACCAUAGUUUAUUAACCAAACUAACACUUUUUCAUGUAGAUUCACACCAUUAAAUAUUCGCAUAUCAUUAAGGAACACCCUGUCCCUGUAUAUUAUGUAUGUGUUGUCCUUUCUGAAGAAACAUUAUAUUCAAAGUGAUAUCUAAGGCUUUAUUUGAAAAAAUAAAUAGUUGUAAUAUACUUCACCAACCAGGGAUUUUUUAUCUCUCCGGAAUAAAUAACAAACGGUAGAUGUGCUACUAGGUUCUAGCUUUGUAUUCCUACAUCUAAAGUAAGUGUAUUUGAGACAAGAAUUAUCAUUAAAACAGAUUUUUAGCACAGAAAUCCUCACCGAGCACAUAUGCACUGCCGCUUCGCCCGUUUCCUUCCAGCUAUAGCAUACAACUAACAGCUUAGACCACUGAAGCAGAUGUUACAUCACAUCUGAGCCAAACCAUGAUAGCUCAGGCGUCAUGACGUUUAUAGUCGAAAUCACGAAAGAUGACGAUUACGUCAUCAUUUUAAUCUGUAGUAAAGACAAACGACAGCGAUAUGUGAAUAUUUUUAAUGAAGUUUCAGAUACGCUAGACAUAGACAAACAGAAUUUUAUUGUCUAAAAAAACUGUAUUGCUAAUAUGCAUGUAUUCGACAAAGAUAGACGAUGUUUUCAUGUCGCAUGAUCGAUCAUUUUUGAAGGCUGAAUAGAUAGGUUAUGUUAAAGUAGGUUAGGUUGUUUCCGAAUAAUACUUUGGUCUUUGGUGUUUCUGUCUUAGGGCAUUCUAAUCAUAACUGUUUUUUUCAAAACAAAAACUCCGCACUAAAAUUAUGAUCAAGGUAUCACUCAAAACCUUGAAAUAAAAUAAAAAUAAAAAUAUUCGGUGAAAUAACCUAACUUCGCAAAAUCAUAAUAUAAAUUUAUUGUCAUUAUUCCUGUCAUCGUGAUUUUAUCAUCGAGGUACGUCCAUUGAUUACUUCUGUACAAUUUGUGGUAUGACGUAAUAGUCAUCUUUCGUGAUUCUGACUAUAGUCAACACGUACAGCUAAACAACGAGUGCACAUCAAGUAAGCAACAGCUAGUUUUAAGUUGACAACUUAAUGUCACAGAAAACCUAUACAUAUAAUGUCAAAAAAAAACGACAUAACGUCACUUUUCAAGAUACGUAAUACCGCUGCCGAUUAUAUGUUUGUUGAACAUAAAUCCUAGCACCUGCAACAACCAACAGGCUACAGUCACGGCCAAAUUUGGCCGGUAAGCGAGCUGGUUCGAGAAUACACAGUUUUUCGAAAGACCAACUGCAGUUGCUACCAUGUAAACGACGUUCGGGCGAGGAUAUGCCGAGAUUGCGCUUGGGAAAAUAUUCAAGAUAUUUUGUUUAUACAGGUUGGCCAGUGGGAAAGUUCACAUUUCCAAUUUGAAUUACGCGGCAACCGUAUACGCGAUUAAGUAGGGAGAGGUCUUGAUCGACUCGUUCGGCGUGCGGGCUAAAUAGUCACAUUGGAACGUUGGACCGGAGCGUAACGUGCUUUUGGUAUCGAGGCUUACUUUAAGAGAGGUGAUACAUACACAGCUGCCCUUAUCAAAUUUUGUACACGAUACGAUAUUUUUAACGACCAAGAGAUGCCACAAGUAAGAACCUAUAUAACAAGUGGAUCAAGAGGUUUCGUGAAACAGGCUCUACUCUUAGUCAACCCGUUCCUGGCUCCACACCUACUGUAUCAACCGAACAAAACGUGCGUCGAGUAAGAGAUUCGGGCAUUGCAAAUCCUCGGCGUUCUGUACGGAAGCAUUCCGCUGCUUUGGAAAUCACUAGGUCAACACUGCAAGGCAUAAUGAAGAAAAAAUUGGGUUUUCAUCCUUUAAAAGUGAGGAAAGUGAUUACGUAUUACAGAAAUCUUAUGCUGAACGGAUGUUGAAUCUUUUUCCUACGUUGUUUUCAGUGGCGAGGCCCAUUUUCACUUAAACGGUUAUGUGGACAACCAAAAUUGCAGAUAUUGAGCACCAACGAACCUAAAAGAGAAACAUCAACAACAGCCAGAUAGUCCAAAGGUGACUGUUUGGUGCGCCAUAUCCUUUAGCGGUAUUACUGGGUCGUAUUUCUUUGAAGAUGAAAACGGUCAUGCAUUGACAGUCAAUUCCGAGCGAUACAAGGACAUGUAUUGUAUUAUUAUUGUAAGAACAGAACGUCGAUUUAACAGAAUUACAUGGUUUCAACAGGAUGGGCCGAUGCCCAUAUUUCCGGAGAAUCUAUGGACACGGUGAAAGCACUUUUGCCUCAAAAAGUUAUAUCGAAAUUUGGAGACAUUCACCGGCCUGUUAGGUGACCCGACCUCACGCAAUGCGAUUGUUUUUUGUGGGGUUAUCUAAAGUCAAAGGUGUAUUCCAAUACUCCACGAAUACUGGAGGAGCUUAAAGACAACAUUCGACGAGAAAUGAUCAACAUCACUCGGAGUGUUUCAGCAUUUGCGCGCGCAAUUAGAAGAGUGUGUCCGAAGGGAUGGCAAACAUUUGGACGGAUGCAUUUUCGCUGGGGACCUACUUGGCGAUACAGCCGAAGCAUGUUAUCCAGCUGGGUGGGACUUUUUUUACGGUGGGACUCUUAAAAUCCCUCAUAGCGCUAUUAGCAAUUUUCUCGAAAGCCAGUGUGGUUCACAUAAGUAAUAAGAACAAUAAACAAAACGUUAUGGUGUGGUGCUUAUUGUUCUCUGUAUUAGGGAACAUACUUUCGGCGGCAACUUCAUCGGUCCUCUUAUACUUCGUAGCUCGUCUGAUUUGUGUUGCUAGCAUUCCAGUACAAGCCAUAUUGAAAAGUGAAAUAACAAAACAUUCUAAAGACACCGACGAAUCCUCUAAGGUAUUGAUGAAUUUGGAAACCAUCGGAACUGUAGGUUUCAUGGUUGGAAGAGUGAUUGGAGGAUAUUCCGGUGAUUACGUCACAGGAAACGAAUAUGUGUAUAUGUCGAUGAUAGGGAACAUUCUCAUUUCUAUUGUUUUGGUGAAAUCUUUACCUGAAGAGGAUACCAAACAAACUAAGGACUCGAAGAAAUCUAAAGACGCCCAAAAACAUAUGAACAUUAUAGAAGAAGCCUGGCAAGAGAUGUCAUCGUUGUUUACAGAUUUGAGUAUGUUGGCGACUUCUCAAUACAAAGACGUGUUUGCGAUCAAACUGUUCGUGGAAUACGUUUCGGUGAUCAACUUCAACGCGCUAGGGACAACGUUGAACGCGGAAUACCGAUUGCCGAUGGCGACAAUCGGAUAUUGCAUCGUUUUCAACAUGACCGUUCCGAUAGUGGCAAGUUGGUUCGUUAGUACGGUUCGAUCGAGGUAUUACGCGGAAGAUUCUGGUUACUUAAGAGUGCGGCAUUUCACGUCCGUGCUAGUGGCCACUUACGCGAUUUCCUCGGUCACGUCGGAUUUGCCCGUGUUUAUUUUAGCAAUCACCGUGAAUUCGGCAGCGAAGUCGUUUAUAGACUCGGCUCUGGACGAUUUGCUACAUUUAAAAAUCGAAGCAGAUCAAUCUAAAGGCAAAAGAAACCGCACGACAAUUGCCUUGAAAUGUUUUAAUAACAUAAAUACCAUUGCUCAACUCAUUGGACCGCUAACAUCGGGAAUUCUAUCUUGUAUGUUUAGCAUAAGAAGCAAUUUUCUAGCGUGUGCUCUAUUCAUGAUCUUAACAAACCGACUGUCUGAAACUUAGCAGAAGAAGUAUUAUUUUUUAUAAGCAUAUGUCUAAGCGGAUAGCUGAAAUCCGUGCGCUGAGUAGGUUUACUGAAAAAUGUACAAUUGUGCUUACAACGUAUUGCGAAAUGAAUUCUGUGAUUUUGAAUAAAAUGAUAAGAUAAUAAUGAAUUGUUUUCUCUGUUGCACUUCAAAUAAACCAAAUAUAUCCCUAUUAACAGAUUAAGUG